AUGUUCUCGCUCGCCUCCCGCGAGGUGCGGACGCCGAAGCGGGUCUCGCGCGGAUCGGCACGCAGUGCAGCGCUGGAUGUGCUCUGCACCGCCAUUGCGGCGCUCGGUGAGCGCAAGGGCUCGUUCCUCGCCGACAUGGUUGUGUGGCUGGCGGCCAAUGGGCCCGACAUGCCGAGCGAGGUCUGGUCGCCACUUCGGCGGCUGGCCGAGGCCGAGUUGCUGCAAGUCAUGCGAGCUGCGGCGCGGUCUGCGCAUUCGCGCGGCUUUGUCCUCCGCACUCGCUCACGCUACCGGCUCACUCGCCUCGGCAUGGCCUACGUCCGCAAGAUCGCCAUCACCCAGCUCCCGGAGCGGACACGAGCCAAGAUCCGCCGGCCGCGGUCGCGCAAGUCGUCCACACCCGCGCUCCCCACCCCGACCGAGAAGAGCGAGCCUGCUGAGCGGACUUCUCUCUCGCCCGAGCUCGACGAAGUUUGCAGCAUGCUGCAGGGCGCGUUCUAG
This is a messenger RNA of Thecamonas trahens ATCC 50062, 501 nucleotides long. RefSeq lists its product as uncharacterized. The transcript has a single exon. Bases 1 to 501 code for a protein of 166 amino acids. NCBI's taxonomy places the organism in Eukaryota, Apusomonadida, Apusomonadidae. The record is from RefSeq and is a predicted model, not a curated record.